UACGAAGAGCCGUUGUCAUUCGUUGAGCACGUCAAGAGUCACGUGAAAGGCAAAGAUGCACGCGGCAUAAGGUGUCAGUGGAUGCGUCCGAAGCCCUCAGGAUCUCCAAAACCAUGUUCUGCCGCCCUCGUAAAAGGGGUUCGAUCUCAUGUCCUCGAUUACCACACUGUGCCGCGUCUGCUUUGCCCGUUUUGUCUGACAGCUGCGUAUGGGAGCAAAUCGCAACUGCUCUACCAUAUCUGCAAGUGCGCCAGAAACCGGCACCAAAACGGAGGCCUAGGCAAAACCUUAAACGACGUGUGCAUGAGAUUGUACGGCCAACAAAACCUAUACCAAUACUUCGGAAACCUGAAGAUCCUUCUUCCGAUCAGAGCGACCGCGCCAGAUUUAGACGAAAUUAUCGGUGAUUCGGAUGAGGAGAACAUUGAUGUCCACGCCUCACUGGCACAACACACUCAACCAACCGAGAAACUUACACUACCCCAGCUGAUUCAACGUCUUCAGAAGAUUUGGCAGAACGAGAAAUUGUCGCCGGAGCUUAUGACGGCCCAUCCUGAUCUCGUCGGGCUGAUCCACUCCGAACUGUCCAAGUGCGAGUCUCAGGCCAAGGCAUUUCCUAAGGGUGACAUCAGAGCACAGCUCAUUCUCAUGCAAGCGGAGCGUCUACGAUUUCUUCUUUCAGACUACCUCCGAAUACGAAUCAGGAAGAUUGAACAGUAUCCGGAGCACGUACUAAUGGAGGAGAGGGCGAGACUGACGUCUGAAGACCCGCACCUAACCGCCGCAGAAUUCAAUUAUGCCAAAAGCUAUACCACCCUCAUAAUGGAUCACCUACGUACUACAGUGCUAGACCAUCUCCCCGUGAACAUGCGAAAUGUUGAUGAGAAAACUAUGGCCUUUCGUCCAAACCUGGAUAGCUACGUUUUCUGUCGAGUGAAUUCACGGAUCGAUGCUCACGAACUAUCUGAUGCCAAUACCACCAGCGACUCACAAGUGGCUUUUACAAUGAUGCCAGGUGAAAUCCAUCUUCUUCCCUAUCGUGUUAUACGAGGUCAUACGGAGUCAGGUGCCGUAUCACUUCUCUAA
Messenger RNA from Mesocestoides corti, 1086 nucleotides. The record is from the annotation of a GenBank genome assembly. Lineage: Eukaryota; Metazoa; Platyhelminthes; Cestoda; Cyclophyllidea; Mesocestoididae.